AUGAACUACAUCGCAAGAAGCACCCGAAUGGGCGCAAGCUCCAUGCUCCACAAGCACCUAUUUCCCAGCUCCUCCUUGAACAUUGCCAAAAAGUCAAAGUCAACCUUGACUCAGGUGUUUUCUGACAAAGCCAUUCAUCCUAUUGGUCCUUACUACUCCCAAGCCAUCAAGGCAAACAACUUCCUCUUCCUCUCCGCCCAACUCCCCGCCGAUGAAUCCUGCACUUUGGUCUCUGGCUCCCUCACCUCUCAAACCCACAAAAUGAUCUCCAACGCCCGUCAUGUGCUUGAAGCCGGUGGUUCUGACCUUACAAAAGUGGUCAAGGUCAAUUUAUGGGUUCGCGAUUUUCAAAUGUUGGAAGAGGUUAAUAAGGUUUAUAUGAGUUAUUUUCCGCAGAGGCCGGCGAGGACGGUGCAUCAAGAGGCUUUUUUGCUCAAGGGGGCAGAUGUUAUGAUGGAUUUGGUUGCUGUGGUUUGA
Molecule: messenger RNA, 477 nt
Organism: Aureobasidium melanogenum CBS 110374
Lineage: Eukaryota; Fungi; Ascomycota; Dothideomycetes; Dothideales; Saccotheciaceae
Product: YjgF-like protein
Exons: 3
Coding region: 1-477 (158 amino acids)
Cellular component (GO): cytosol; mitochondrion
Molecular function (GO): deaminase activity
Source: RefSeq, a predicted model, not a curated record